UCUGUGGCGUCGAAAUUUUCUUGGAUUUUGAAAAUUGGCCUUUCUUUCCCCAAUUCUUCUUCCAAAUCCCAAUCCCAAUCCCAAUCCUUCUAAAAGUUCCUCGCCGGAUUCGUCGCCCGAUUCCUCCAAUCCCUGCUGAGGUUCUGAAUCCCUCCAUCUAUCUCUUCUCUCCACAAUGCCGGAAACUUGCGCCCUCUGCUGCUUCUCCACCUCUUUUGCCGCCUCGAUUUCUCGCGCCAAAGAAGCGCCGCUUUCCUCGUCUUCGUCUUCCUCUUCCCCGCUCGCUUCGCCCCAUAGAUUCUCGUUAAUUCGCCCUCCUCGGCCCUCUUCCCGCCUCGUCUGCACCGCCAAGGCCUCCUCCGGCUCUGGCAAUUUCUCAUUUGACGAUCCGUUCGGGUUCUAUCCCUGGGAUUCUUCCGACGGCGACGCCGCUAUUCAGUGGGUCCCAGAGGAGAGAGUCACAUUGUUCACUACAGAUGGACUCAUUCAGAUUGGAGGUUCUAUGGUCCCUCGGCACAUAUCUUCUUCAGAAAAGAUGCAAGGGAAGUCAAAAGCUUCUCAACGACUCGAACGCUUCCGAGAGAGUGAUUACAUGGAUCCAAGUCAAGGCCUAUGUUUGGGUGCACUCUUUUAUAUUGCAGCAACAAAUGGACUUGAUAUGGGCAGAAGGCUUUGUAUUCUAGGGUUUUGCCGUUCCAUUGAAAUGCUGAGUGAUGUUGUGGAAGACGCAGUGUUAGAGCAUGGUGGGGAGGAUUUUUCAGUUUGUUAGAAAUUCCUAAAACUGAAACCUGGAUUAUAGUUGGAGACUUGGAGUUGACUGAGUGGUUUUUCUAGAAGUGGGAAUUUUUCUGGUUCCCAGUUGCAUAGGGAGCAAGUUAGAAAAAUCCUUGUAAAACUGCUAUUAGCGAUUUUUCCUUUAUGAUAACAUUAAAGUUCAAUCUGUUUCUAUGUUUUAUUGGUUCAUCUAAUAACAUUCAUUUUGAAUCAUGGACUAGGAGAUGAAUGGCUAUUUUAGAACAGUUUCUCCACUGAUUUGAGUCCUUGGCAGUUUUGACAAUUUCUUCAUUUUGUAUCUUUUCCUAUUUUAUGUCUAAAUGUCUUAUCUAGUUCUCAUAGAUAUAUGACAUUGAGGUUCCCUCUCUUGCAUUAAGUCAUUGUCAUUUCAGUCCCAAUCUUUCAGCUCUCGAGGUUGGAAUUUGUCAGUGUUCCUGUGUACCAUUCAGUUUUUAAGUAUUUUUUAGGUCUCUUCCUUUUAUUAAUGGGAACAAAUGGAAAGAAGAAUUAAGAUCUCACUUCCUCAUAAAACAUGACUGAUUCUGGAGCUGAAAGGUCGUCUUCGAUUUUAAUGACUUCUUGGCAAUUUCCUUUACUUGUAUAACGAUUAAGGCAUGAGAUGUAAUGUACCCCUGUUUGACUAUUAGCUUUUGAAGAUUACCAUCCACCUAUUCCUACCACUUGCUUGGCUGCCCAGAAGAGUUUCUGCCAUUGCUUUAGAAAUGUAAAAAAUCUUGGCUUACCCUGCUUGAUGAAGAGAAGCCUGUCAUAAACAUCUAACUACUUCAUCUGAUGGGUGUAUUU
Diospyros lotus (date-plum) is the source of this 1578-nucleotide messenger RNA. RefSeq lists its product as uncharacterized. The record is from RefSeq and is a predicted model, not a curated record. NCBI's taxonomy places the organism in Eukaryota, Viridiplantae, Streptophyta, Magnoliopsida, Ericales, Ebenaceae. Bases 176 to 769 code for a protein of 197 amino acids. The transcript has 5 exons.